Messenger RNA from Saccostrea cuccullata (small rock oyster), 1351 nucleotides. Its product is annotated as growth hormone-inducible transmembrane protein-like. Lineage: Eukaryota; Metazoa; Mollusca; Bivalvia; Ostreida; Ostreidae. The record is from RefSeq and is a predicted model, not a curated record. Gene Ontology annotation, cellular component: mitochondrial inner membrane. The coding region runs from base 141 to 1139 and encodes 332 amino acids. The transcript is spliced from 8 exons.
CUCAGUUUCUUAAUUUAUCGUGGUUUUCGUUUCGUUUUCAUGUUGUUACAAAAAUUGAACGCAGAAGAGGAUCGUUUUGUUGCGUAAGCCACGUUCUUAAUAUUGGUUCCCUACGUUGAUAUAUCACCAACUGCAGUAAAAUGCUUGCUACAAGACUGUGCCGGAUUCCUAUAACCAGCCUCGUCCCCGGCAUUGGCAGGCUUCUGACCAAACCACAGUUAUGUAUGAGGACCAGAGUCCAGCAACUGGCCUCGGAUUCCAGGUCAGGUGUAAAACGAGCCCAGAGACGAGGAAUCAAGGAGACACUGGCUGCCCCAGCAGGUGAAACAGCUUUCAGCAUUGGUAAAGGAGCAGUUGCAGGGGCGGCUGUUGUAGGGUUGGGAUCACUUUGUUACUAUGGAUUGGCUUCAAAGGAAAUGUCAGCAUUGGAUCAGAGAAUAUUCUGGUCAGAAGAAAUUAAGCAGAGGAUUCGUUCCACCUACUUUUAUUUUGGGGCCAGUGUAGGGCUAACAGCUCUUUCUGCUGUUACCAUCGCAAGAACUCCUGCUCUCAUGAAUAUUGCAAUGAAAAAUUCAUGGGUGGCCAUUUUUGGGAGCAUAGCUGCUAUGAUUGGAACCAGCAUAAUGACACAGUCAAUCCCGUACAAGGAGGGUUUCGGAGCUAAACAUCUAGCUUGGAUGUUACACAGUGCUGUAAUCGGAGGAGUUGUGGCCCCCAUCACGAUGUUAGGUGGCCCCUUGAUGGUCAGAGCUGCUUGGUACACUGCAGGGGUGGUGGGAGGUCUCUCAGCCCUUGCUAUGUGUGCACCCAGUGAGAAAUUCCUCAACAUGGGAGGUCCUCUUGCUAUUGGCCUGGGUGUUGUCUUUGCUUCAUCAGUAGGAAGCAUGUUUCUCCCUCCCACCACAGCCCUGGGAGCUGGACUGUAUUCCAUGAGUUUGUACGGAGGGCUGGUUCUCUUCAGUAUGUUCCUGUUGUACGACACACAGAAGGUUAUCAAGAGGGCAGAGAGCCACCCUGUGUACAGUACACAGAAGUUUGACCCCAUCAAUGCAUGUCUUGGAAUUUACAUGGACACAAUUAAUAUUUUCAUCAGAAUUGCCAUUAUUCUGGCCAAUGGUGGAGGAGGUCGAAGAAAGUGAACAGUUAAUUUAUUUACUUAUAUAUAAAGAGAUGCACCUUGCAGGACUCCCUUGUGGUCAAACAGGAAAUGAUAUUUCAUUAGUUUAAGAAAUAUUUCAUUGCUUCAAGGAAUAAUAUUUCAGUGCUGUGAUGUAUCUUAUUGUGAAUUAACAGCCAUGUAUAAGAACAAUUCUUUCAUGAAGAAAUAAAUGUAUUGUUGUGUUUGAUAGUA